Molecule: messenger RNA, 1365 nt
Organism: Linum trigynum
Lineage: Eukaryota; Viridiplantae; Streptophyta; Magnoliopsida; Malpighiales; Linaceae
Source: the annotation of a GenBank genome assembly
GCCAGCUGACCACUUUACGGCCAUGAGGGAAGAGAGGAAAAUGUUUUAUGCCGAACUUUCAUGCUCUAAAGUAUUUGAUAUAUAUAUAAACUGCUAAUCCAUGUUGGUCGGGCGUUGAAAAAAGGUUCAAAACCAGACGGCUCGCUUCCUCCACCACCAUGGGAAGCUCAGCUAGCAGCAGAUGGCAUUGGAAGCCCAGUAGCAGGAUCUCAAUACCCAUCACAGCCCAUGCAAGUUACUCAGGUGGUCGUCACUCACAGUCAGCCACUGACCAACCCUAUGCACCCGAUGGGACCAAUGGGAACCGAUCCUGGAGUGGGAAUCUAUAUCCAACCAGUUACAAGCGCCCCGAUGUCACCCAUGAGCAAUUCGGCAGCUGGAGGACAGGGCAACCCAUAUUUUGGAAUGCAGUAUCCCCAGCAAGCCGGAGGGGGGCAGUACAUUGGGAUGGGAAUGGCCCCACAGUUACCAAUGUAUCCUCAACAGCAACAGCAGCUGCAGCAGCUACAGCUACAGCAACAGCAACAGCAGCUACAGCAACAGCAGCAGAUGUAUAGCAACCAAAUGGCAGGAUAUGGAGGAUAUGGUGGUGGUAUGUACGGACAGCAACCGCAGCAACAUCAGCUGACGCCUCAGCAGCAGCGGUACCUAGAGCAGAAAAUGUAUGGAAUGUCGGUGAGAGACGACAGCAGCUUGAGAAGCUCGUCUUCUUACGGGCUACCUUCAUCGAACUCUUCGUCUAUGGUCCCAAAGCCAUCAAAGCCGGAAGAUAAGCUGUUUGGUGAUCUGGUCGACCUUACCAAGUUCAAGCCGGCGAAAACUCCAGGGGGUAGUAUGUGACAUCUCCCUCAGUGACUGCUUUUCCAUUCUUUUUUCUUACAGCGUUUCUGGGUUUUUUCUCUUCAUUCCCUCGAUCAGCUUCUGUUGUUUUACCAAGUAGUUUGGUAAUAACUUGCAUCUUCAUAUGUUUGUUUUACUUUGAUUACAUGUAUUCCUUGGCGUUUUGGUCCUCCCUCAUAAGUUUUGGUCCUGGCCUGGCUAUAAUAAUCACUUUCUGUACAUGAUUGUUGUUUAGAGAGAGGGAGGGAGGGAGGGAGGGAGAGAGAGAGAGAGAGAGAGAGAGAGGGAGGGAACCUUCAAAUAUAUACUGUAGAAGGGCAUCUGGUUUUCCCCCUAUAUGCAUGUUUAGGGUUUUGAACUUCUUACUUUGUUUCAUGGACAGUACUGUUCUUGUUCCUGAUCAAUGUUGUGAAUAGGGGUAGUGGUUUGGUUUUUUGGUUUUAAUCGAAACGGUUUAUCGGUUUUCCUUGAUGGUUUCGCUUAAAUCGGAAAUCGUUACUGAACCGAUAAAAGUAGACAAGCUCU